Messenger RNA from Alligator mississippiensis (American alligator), 7186 nucleotides. RefSeq names its product caspase recruitment domain family member 19 (gene CARD19). Bases 191 to 742 code for a protein of 183 amino acids. The transcript has 6 exons. Gene Ontology annotation, cellular component: mitochondrion. The record is from RefSeq and is a predicted model, not a curated record. Gene Ontology annotation, biological process: regulation of apoptotic process. NCBI's taxonomy places the organism in Eukaryota, Metazoa, Chordata, Crocodylia, Alligatoridae.
GUAACGCCCUGCACGGCCCGGCCCCGACCCGCGGCCUCCCCUCGCCCUGGGCCGCUCGGGGCGGGAGCGGCGGGCGGCGCCAGGCUGCGAGCAGAGCGGAGCGGAGCCGAGCCGAGCCAAGCCGAGCCCGCGCGGGCAGGGAAGGGCAGGGCGGCCGCACAGCCAGGGAGAUCCCGCGCGGGCCGCCAUCAUGCCAGAUCAGUCAUACUGUGAUCGGCUACGACAGGACAUGUACUUUCUUACAAGCAAUGGCCGACUGAGUGAGCUCCUGGUUGAUAAAAUUAUUCUUCAGUUGAACAGAGUCUACCCCCAAAUUCUCACUAAUAAAGAAGCAGAAAAGUUCAGAAAUCCAAAGACGUUACUUCAUACUCGUUUGUCAGACCUGAUAAAGCACUUGCAAAAUAAAGGAGACAGGCAUUGUCAAGAGUUUUACAGAGCUUUACAGAUCAAUGCUGAGCAGGUGUAUAAUGACUUGCCAAGCAGGAAAAUCAUAAAAACCACAGAUUCCACAGGGAUAGACACUGACAAGGAGCAAUAUAUUCUAAAUGACAGGGGUCCCAUGUUCUUCCUCGCCUGUUUUAGUGUUGCUGCAGGAUUCGCAUUAUUCAUGAAUUGCUGUAACUCAGGUACAAAAGUUGCAGGAGGAGCCCGGAAAAUAUUGGGAUUUUCUCCUAUUAUCAUAGGAAGACAUGUUAGAAAUAUUUGUAUGUUGUACCUGGAAGACACAUCAAGGAACAAAUGAAGAAAAGCUGUUUCUUCAGUCAUCUGUAAAGUAUACCUGCCAAAAGAAAACCUGCAAUGCACAUAUAUAUAUAUACAUAUAUAUAUAUAUAUAUAUAUAUAUACACACACACAUGCACUAUAUUCUUAUACCAAAGAGUUAAUUAACUUACUUUAGCAGUAAAUAUGCUGCCUCAAGGUUCAUUCUAAAGCUUAGCUAUAUAUAUAUAUAUAUAUAUAUAUAUAUUAUAUACACACACACACACAUAUAGGUGUAUAUAUCUCCUUUCUUAAAGGAAUGGACCAUUUAUUUUUGUAAAUGCUUAUUUUAAAAUAUUUAUCAUUUGGAUAAUGUUUUUAAUACAAACCUUGACAUGUUAUCUUAAGUGAUGACUGAUGACAGAACUUAAGCCAUCUUUGUGUACCUUGUGUUUUAUACUGGAGUAGAGAAACAGGACAGUUUAAAGGAUAUAUAAUUCUGUCUUUUUUUAAUAGUUAAUCUAAGGGUGAUACCUAAGCAAGUCAACCCAAAGCCUUAGUAAGAAAUGGACUGGAUCCUUUAUUUCAGGGUUGUCUCUUCUGUCUGUAUUCUUUGUACUGCAUGUGUUCAAAUGGGCAUUAAUCCAUACAGGGCUCACCAGUUGCUGGUUUCUUGCAGUAUUUUCUGACUGCCUUCUCUUAUGCCUCAGCUUAGCCUGCCCAUGUUCAGGUUCUGGACACUGUUCAUCUUUGUUAGCAUGUAUUGAGCUAAUGUAGAUUUCAGCCUAUGGCUGUUUGAUUUUCUUUGCAAUCAGGAUGACAGAACUAGCAAGAAUAUGAAGUAGAUUUUUCAAAUUUGUAUUGUUUUUUCAUUUUAGUUGAAGUUAUGUUCAGUUUUAUGUUGCCAGGAAACUAUAGUAGCCCAAAAUAUUUGGCAGGAACUUUAGAAACAGUCAUCAAAGCUGCACAAUGUGCUUUUGUUUAUGGCCAAAAAGAUGCAUUUUAACUUGCAUUUCAACUUUCUUUAUAAUGUAAUUUGAUCAUACAUUAUGCUUUUCUUCUGUGGGUUUUCUUCUGAGAACCUGCAAAAAGACUUUCCUGUGUUCAUAAACCCAGAUAGCAUUAAGACAUGUAGGAAAUACAGGGACUCAGGACUGGAAAUGAGGUGCUUGGGGAUUUUUAAUUUUGUGGCCCAGCCUUCUACCAUUGAGCUCUCAGGUAGGUCCUUCUCUUUCUCUUCUAAGUGGUUUUUCUCAUUCUGGUUAGAGGUGUUACUGUUCCUGAACCUGGCUACAAAUACUGGCAUCUAUAAUGAAGAUGUUCUCUCAUGAUCUGCUUAUGGGUGAAAAAAAACUGAGAUGCUUGGUAAGGCAUUCUCUUCCUGUCUUUCAUGAGCUACUCUGCGACUAGAGGCUGACUCCUGGGGCAAAAUGGAGCCUCAAUCACAAAUACUGCAGGAACUAUAUAAGAAUAUUAACUGAUACUGCAGACGUUAUGCUGCUAUAACCCAUCAUAUGGACCUGUCAUAUGGGCACUUCACAAACAUAUUGCAAACUGCGAUAUGUUAUACUGGUAUACCCAGUCAUAUGGACACUUACUCUGGAGUGACUUCUUUGUUCAGUUCAUGUUGCAUUGGAAUGGGCUUAAGCUAAGCUGACAAGCAAACAAAAGGCCCACCUCUCUCAUUCUGGACUAGGGGUGACUACUGGGGAGUUGCAACAAUUUAACUACACAGGUAUAAUAACAGUUAGCUGCAUAAUCAAGCCUUUGCAUGUGAAAUCACCAGCUCACAGUGGUUAACAAUUACUAAGAGAACUGCAACUUAGUGCAGAACCUUAGAUCAUCUUCUGGUUCUCCACAUUUAUAGCACAGUUUUUUCCCAAUCCCAUUAUUUUGAUGCUGAAAAAAAAAUCCCUUUGAACAACUAGAAUGCAUGCCAGGGGCUGCAGCAUUAGGGUUUUGACUAGCCAGGUCCCAGAUAGUACCUGUUGGCUACUGCCAUCCUUUUUGGUGAUUCUCUGGUUUACUCUUUGUUCUGUUUCUACAAUUGCUUGUUGCCUUAACAGGCUCACCUACAGCAGUCAUUAGUGUCCUUGAGAAUGAUAACUGUUUUCCAUCUUUGAGUUCAUCGGAUUCUAAGCUAUAAUCACCAAAAUCUAUAAACUAGACCCAGAACAGAGGAGGAGUAGAAAAGCACCCAACCAAACCUAGCAACUUAGGAUAUUAAUUUUGUCACAUACAAUAAUCAACAUUCGCAGGACUUGUGCCCAUAGGUGGAAAGAUGGCCCCAUUAAAGGGGGAGCCUAUACCUAACUUUAAGCUUGCGAAUAUUCCCUUUGCCAUUGUUGGGGAUACUGACAUGUUUAAGUAUGUCAUGGAACUUUAUCUCAGAAAAUCUGUCACUUUUUGCUGGUCUUAGAGCUUUGCAGGAUGGAGAUAAUGGACACAUAUGAAAUGUUGACCUCAGUCUAUGCCUCAUUUGAUCAUAGAAGCAAACAAUCAGACUGAAAAAGUAUUUACCAGCUUCAAAUUACCAUGUACUUUUUACACAAUAAAAAUGAUGUAAUACUCCAAAGAAAAUAACCCACUGUACUCCAAGAUUACUCUGAUCUGUCUAGUUUAUCUGUGUCUCUGAAUGUCUUGUUUCCUUCCAAGAAAGAUUUCACCAGCAGCCAAAGCAUACCUGGAAGGGAAAAGGAGAUUGUAAUUUAGGGCCAAGUAUCUGAAUAACAGACUGCUUUUUUUAUACUAACAACAUACCUGCUGGAGUAUGUGACAGGGUAAGGAAGGGCUGAAAUAGGGCCAAAAGGGGCCGCCAUUCCUUCUCUCAUUACUAAAGUCAAUGGGAGUUUUGCAGUUGCAAUGAAUGGGAGUAGAAGCCAGCCCUGUGAACACUCUUGAGAAUAAUCCUCUCAAAUUUAACAGUACAGCUAGUUGCAGCACUAUAGGCCUUAGUGCUUUGGUUUACCCAAAGUCUCAGGCAGAUUUUGCAGUCCACAAAGAGCUCUGUGCUACCGCAGCUACCCUGAUAGCUGUACCCUGCUAACUAGGGCUAAUUCAUAUGUUUACAGAAGCAAUAGCCACAUCACUGUAACUACAAUGUAAACAUACCCUUACUGGCUUCUGUAGUAUAGCAUUAUUACAGAAUAGAGGUGCUUCUCAGUUAUAGCGAGGUCAAGAUUGGGCCAGGAGAUAUAGUAAACCUAUUUAAUAGAGAUCAGCAUCUCAUAAGAUGGGAACUCAUGAAGAUUCUGUGCAAAUGAAAUAAGAGCAUUGUUCGUCCAGGCCCCACACAGCACUGUAGGUUGGAAUUUUUCCCUUUCUUCUGCCCCAUCAUCUAUCAUUCAUCUUUCACCCUAUUACCCACGGGUAAUCUUAUAGAGGCAACUGUGACAGUGUUUAUAGAGUGCUUCCUGUAGUAUUCAAAACAGGGUAAUCUCAGUCAGCCACCUCUCAUUUUAGUGCAAACACAGAGAUCCUGUUACUUUUAAGCAGCUUCCCUGUGUUUAGAUUCUCCAUCUCUGUGUUCCUGUUAUAACAGACUGUUACUUUUUGUGGGCUCUUGUUGAAAUCCUGCAGGAAUCACCAGUGCAGUAUAUACUUUGAAGAUGAAAUUCUUCUUCACUUAUCCACUGAAGCAUAACUCACCCUGCUGGCACUCCCAUUGAGAUCAAUGGCUCUCCAGGGAGCAAAGCCAACGUAAUGGAAGAUGGCAGAAUGUGGUCCUGCAGGCGCCUUAAGGCAAAUGAUUGUGAUGAUCCUUUGGAACCAUAUAUGACGAGACCAUUCCGUACUUGCUGGGGUUCUGAGCUCUUCCAGCAUGAGGAUGCCUUUGAAGAAUAAAAUGUCAUGUGGAAAAUUAGCACUAGAUUAGUAGGGAGAAAGGCUGGAAUGAGAACUAGAUCAGCUGAGAGCAGGAUUUGGCUGCAAAUCUCCAAAUGAAAGGUAAAAUCUUUCUCAUGAUUCUGUUUACAGGGCAAGCUUGUUUUUGACCCAGUUUGGUUACUUAAAGGACCAUGACAGCACAUAGGAGAAAACAGCUUAUCAGUUCACUGUUGGUAGCUUGCAUUGAUAAGAAAAGCAGAGAGACAGAUUCUAAAAUUGCCUGUGUAUUUAUACACACUCAGUGUAUCAUUUUUUGUACAAUGCGUUGCACAAUUAGAAGUUUUUUUGGCCCCAUCUUCCCUCCUCCCCCUCCUUUCCCCCUGGCUCUUCUCAAGUCUCUUAAUGAGAGUUUGAGAAAAGGAGUAAAAGACUCUUGUAGUUCUCUCAUUUUAGAACAGAAGGAUCCAAGUCUGUAUGUGGUCGUCCCAGGAUGGAUUCCUGAAGGUUGUAAUUCAGGAAGGGAUUCUAGGCUUUUUCACACCUCUUCACACAGUGGGUAUAUAUGGCAAGCCUGUAACAUGUAUAGUUUUCCCCCCCAUGUCCAGUGUCUGUAGGAGGCAGAUAGGUUGGUUCUUUGAAUAUCCUUAAUUGUUUGGUGUUUUUUCCAGCUGAAUGUUACCAUUUAUCAUGAAAUAAAGCUAUGGCUUGGGCUAAGGUGGCAUGGUGACAGAGAGAUUAAGGUAUUUUGUUCUGGCACCAGGGGUUUGAGCCAUGUACUGCAUAGCGGCUGAAGGCUGCCCCUGGUUAACCCAGCUGUGAGUGGGUGCCUGGCUAGGGAGUCCAAGGCAGCUAGAUGUAAUGCUAAACAUAUCACUCCCUUUUGUGCACUUGGCCACAGAAACUGGGUAUACUUUAACUGUGCUUGUGCAGACUUUCUGAUUUUUGAUGUCUUGGAUUACUCUUGUCAUCUGUCCAGAGCCCCACUCCCCACUGCAAGUCCAGAAUAGACCAUUUAUUUAUUGUCCAAACUAUCCUGACAUCUAGGCCUGAUCCCCAAGGGUUGUGUGAGUGGUAGCAGCUAUUUGCAGUUAAGCAUUUGCAGGGUGGAGAUCAUACUUAAUAAGCCAGGCACAGUUAAUACAUGUGUGGAAAUUGCUCCUGUGUGUCUGCUGAUGACUGAACAUAGGUUGGCCAUAUCUUCAGCAUCUCCUCACCCAUUCCAAGAGCUGCUUUACAGAGGAUCUUCUGCCCCUCCCUUACCUGACACCCUAACAUCAGGUUGCCAUGGCAUUGUGGAAUACGAGGUCAUUGGCCAGCAUUACUGUUACAUAGCAUCUCCUCAAAGUCUCUGCUCCCUUGUAUAACAUUGUGGAGGCUUUGCAGAGCCCAUUGGUGCAGCCUGCAGGAGAUCUGUGCAUUGUGCACAGCUUUCCUGCUGCUUGUCUCCACUAAGCUGCUCCUUUUCAGCUGCUUUCAGAGUUGUGCAUGUGCACAGGGAAGGGAGGCAGAUUUUGCCAGUGGAGUAUAGAUAAUCCAAGCCAAAUGAAUUCUGACACUAGCCAGCAAAAAACUCUUCCUUCCUUAGUUCAUUUGUGAUCAGGCCAUUUGAUUUAGAUUAAAACUGAACUGCCUCAAAUCGCCUUAGUCUCACAAUGUCAAACUUCUCAGAGUCAAAGGAAAUGGCCUGUGUUGUAAGUCUGUAAACUGAAGUAAGUAGGCACACUAUAGCAGUCCUGUAUGAUCCUGUAUCAUAGUUAAAUAAUAGGCAAAAUGGACCAUCUGCAUCCACAAGAAAUGAGAAGCAAAAUGGUGGGUCUCACACUGGAUUUGCACAGCUCCAUUUGAAGGAUAACUUUGCACCAUUUGAAGUACUUCAGCAAAGUGCAACCUGUCUGUAAGCAAGAACUGUAUUGAAGUAGAGAUUCACUCAGGGACAUGCUGGGUUGUUUUGGCUGGGCUUUUCUAGGCUUGGAAAUUCAACUCCCAUUACUUUCACCGAGACUUAGCAGCUUUGAAAAUCUCAGUGUUUGUGUCAUGUUUGUAGUAUUAUAUGUACGUAAGACUCCACUUUCUUGGUGUUUCAUUUACAAUAAAAAAAAUUCUAAAGUAUCUUAAGAAUAGCUCUUGCAAUCUUGGAUCUAUUAUCAUUGGUAGGUUGUAUACAUAGUAAUUGUUCUAAAAAAUUCUAGACUUCAUAACUGUUUUCCCACUGCUACUGUUACGUUACAAAAUACAAGCUAUUUGGUAUUCUGCAUGGGUUCAACAGUUAUAGUCAUGUGCCAUUGUGCAUGUUUUCUUACAUAACAUUUGUACUGUAUAACAUGAGCCAAAGAAAAGUUAUCAGGCAGUUCAACAAAGAUGUUAAUUUAAAUUAAAUGUCAAGAAGCUAGACUGAAUCUGGGUACUGGGAGGAAGAUGUUCCUUGUGUGUUAAGCGCUUUAUAUGGAAUUUCAGAAGUGCUGUACUAUGUCUGAUGUUGCCUACUGGUGGCUGUUGCUGACAGGAGCUGUACUGAAGUUGCCCCUGCACAAUUUGAGUGUUUUGUCUCUGACAGCUAAUUAUGACAGAAUUUUUAACUUCAUUAUUUUGAUUUAAAAUAAAUAUACAUUUUUCUUGUUAACCAAUUCAUAAUCAUAAAUUAAACUUGAAAUCCUGGUUCAAA